AUGCUACAUGCGACGUUGAAGUAUUUGCGCCAAGGCGGGCGGCAGUGGAUGGAGAAGCAGGCCCGCGACCCGUUUGUGUUGGAGGCUCGCCGACGCGGUUACGUCGCACGUAGUGCCUUCAAACUGAUAGACAUGGACGACAAAUUCGGCCUUUUCGCCCACCACCGCACACGCGUUGUGGUAGACAUAGGCUGCAGCCCGGGCGGCUGGCUGCAGGUCGCACGUGAGCGCUGCGGCGACCGCUGUGCCCUCUUUGGGGUGGAUCUGCUGCACGUGUCUCCCACAGUGACAGGCGCGGCGUGCAUUCAGGGCGACUUCACCGACACGGCGGUUCAGCAGGAACUUCUCGCCCGCAUGGCACACGUUCAAGCCACUGGGGUGGUGGAUGUGGUGCUGUCGGACAUGUGCCUCAACCGCGGCUCUGGCGGCACCGACGAUCGACAGAAGCAGGUGGAGCUGAACAUGAAGGCGCUAGCCUUCGCCGCGAGUCAGUUGAAGCCGGGCGGAAAUUUUGUCUGCAAAGUCCUUGGCACACCAACCGCGUAUGAGGAGCUGCACAGGGAACUGCAGAGGUGGUUUGUGCGUGUCACGCUUUGUAAGCCUUCCUCGAGCCGCCGUGGGAGUGACGAGGCGUUCAUGGUGUGCCUCGCAAAGAGACAGACGCCGCGGCCGCGCGGAUACGGCACCGCACACGGUGAGGCACGCGGUUUUGGACUGGAUGACUGGCCAGGCCUUCUGCGCAGGCCACGGCAGCGACGAUGA
Trypanosoma conorhini is the source of this 762-nucleotide messenger RNA. Its product is annotated as ribosomal rRNA methyltransferase. NCBI's taxonomy places the organism in Eukaryota, Euglenozoa, Kinetoplastea, Trypanosomatida, Trypanosomatidae. Gene Ontology annotation, molecular function: rRNA (uridine-2'-O-ribose)-methyltransferase activity. The transcript has a single exon. The record is from RefSeq and is a predicted model, not a curated record. Gene Ontology annotation, biological process: RNA methylation. The coding region runs from base 1 to 762 and encodes 253 amino acids.